AUGGGGGCGCUGGGGAUCGGUCUGGCGGGCAACAGAUCGCUCGAGGAGCUCGAGGUGGACGCGCAGGGUCUCGGCCCCUCGGUCGAUCUUGGCCCUUUUUCAAAAGGGCUGGCGCAGAACACUACGCUGAGGGUUCUGGAGCUCCACGGGUGCCCCGAGGGCUUUGAGGGACAGCGCGCGCUGGCCGAGGCGAUGCGGACGUGCGGGGUGCGGCGGCUGAGGCUUGGGCUGGACUACGAGCUGAACUACUUCAGUGAUCAUGAUCAAGAGUGGUGUUCGGUCCUUGGGCAGUCUCUCAUGCACGAGUCGCGCGUCGUCGAACUGGACCUUGGAGCGAAGGACCCGUACUGCGAACGCGGCAUCAUCACCGACAUCGGCGAGCUGACCAGCGCGAUCAGAGUCGGUGCGCUGGGAGAGACGCUGCAGACGCUCAACUUGCAGGACUGGUACAAGCUGCCGGCGGAGAGCGUGUCGGCGCUGUUCCAGGCCGUGCGGAGCAGCACGGCGAUGCGGAGCCUCAACGUGUCCGGCGUGCAUGCCGUCGGGCGUGGCGGCGUGACGUCGCUGGCUGACCUGCUGAAGGCGAACCGGCUGACGAGGCUUGAGGUCAACAACUGCGCGAUCGACGACGCCGGCGCGGCGCAGCUCGGCGCGGCGAUGGCGCAGAACAACACGCUGGAGUACCUGGACGUUGGCAACAACGACCUGGGCCCCGCGGGCGUGGUGGCGCUUGUGCGGGGGCUGGGGCGGCGGUCGGCGCUGCAGCAUCUCAUCUUUGCGGAAACGAGGAUGCACGGCCCUCUCGCAUGGUGGAACGGAGGUGACGAGCUCGACCUCCUCCUCGAGGAGGAGGUGAACUUCAUGCGACGCACUUUCUUUGACCCGCGGGUGGCAGAGACGCUGGCUGGUGCCAUAGAGCGCGGUGCUCCGCUGGUCACGGUGGAUCCGAGGGGCUACUCGCUGUCCGUGGAGGCGUGCAAAAUCCUCGUCAGCGCCAUGGAGAGGAGCACAACUGGGCGGAAGUACACCCUGCGCGCCCGCCACGUCGUCCAGGCCUGGGACGAUGCGGGGAUCACUUCGCUUGCCGAAGUGAUGUGCCAUCUCAAUGGUCCGCGUGCUGAGCAGCACGAGUGCCAGACAUCGUUCGAGAUCGUCGGUGCUGAGACAGUCAGACCAUCUAUUCGCGGCGCCUCGAUGAUCGGUGUUGAGUUGACUGCGCAGAUCGUUGCAGCAGGACCUGGGCGCGAUACGCGCUGA
Molecule: messenger RNA, 1257 nt
Organism: Pedinophyceae sp. YPF-701
Lineage: Eukaryota; Viridiplantae; Chlorophyta; Pedinophyceae
Source: the annotation of a GenBank genome assembly